CCUCGGCUCGGCUCGGCUCGGCUCGGCUCGGCGCGGCGGCGCCCGCCCCGCGCUCCGCCGCCGGGGCUCUUUGUUGGAAAGCGCCGGCAGGGGGCUGCAGCACCAUGUCGUCCCCCAAGAAAGGCUUCUACCGGCAGGAGCUCACCAAGACCCUCUGGGAAGUCCGCGACCGCUACCGCGACCUGCAGCCGGUGGGAUCCGGCGCCUACGGAGCCGUCUGCUCGGCCGUUGAUGGAAGGAAUGGUACCAAAGUGGCCAUUAAGAAACUGUACCGCCCAUUUCAGUCCGAACUCUUUGCCAAACGAGCCUACCGAGAGCUGCGCCUCCUGAAGCACAUGAAGCACGAAAAUGUCAUUGGAAUAUUGGAUGUGUUCACACCAGAUAUAACACUGGAGAAAUUUAAUGACUUCUACCUAGUCAUGCCCUUUAUGGGAACAGACUUGAGUAAGAUAAUGAAGCAUGAGAAGCUAACGGAAGACCGAAUCCAGUUCCUGGUAUAUCAGAUGUUAAAAGGCUUAAAGUAUAUUCACUCAUCAGGCAUAAUUCACAGGGAUCUGAAACCUGGAAACCUGGCAGUAAACGAAGACUGUGAAUUGAAGAUUCUGGAUUUUGGAUUGGCAAGGCAUACAGACAGUGAGAUGACAGGUUACGUGGUCACCAGAUGGUACAGAGCCCCAGAGGUCAUACUUAAUUGGAUGCAUUAUACACAAACAGUUGACAUCUGGUCUGUGGGCUGUAUAAUGGCUGAGAUGAUAACUGGGAGGCCUCUGUUCAAAGGAAACGAUCAUCUGGACCAACUCACAGAAAUAAUGAAAAUAACGGGCACGCCAACUCAAGAUUUUGUUCAAAAACUGCAGAGUCAAGAUGCAAAAAACUAUAUCAAAAGCCUCCCAAAAGUUCAGAAAAAAGAUUUUGCAUCCAUCUUGAAGUAUGCGAAUCCUUUGGCUGUAAACCUUUUGGAGAGGAUGCUGGUGCUAGAUGCAGAGAAAAGAGUCACAGCAGCUGAGGCUUUGAUGCAUCCUUACUUUGAACCUAUUCAUGAUCCUGAGGAAGAAAUUGAAGCUGAGAAAUAUGAUGACACGUUUGAUAACGUGGAUCUUCCACUGGAUGAAUGGAAGCGUAUUACGUAUACAGAGAUACUGAACUUUAAGCCACCACAAACAUCAGAGUCAAAGGAGACAGCAGUGUGACUUGAUCUUUUCAGAACUCAGAAGAAAACAGGAAUGUUGUAAAUGUUUAUGAUAUUUCAGGUGUAUAAAACUUUUAUAAAUAAAUUGGAUGUAAUCUGUUUCAUCUGCAUUGUAAGAAAGAGCAAUGUCUUUUACUCUGCUUGUGGAAGUUGAUGCCUUUGGGAAUAGCAUUUCAAAACUAUCCAGAAACUUAUUUCUACCCACAUCUCCCUUCUGCAUGAAGGAAUUCAGAUUGUGAUAACACUGUGUCAUCUUCAAAAGAGCAGGUAGAACUAAUUCUUCAAAUCAGAGGUCAAAAGAGUGCAAGUUACCACUCUGAACAAGCUGAAACACAGACUAUGUCAGUGAUGCACAGUGAGUACUGUUAGGCCAGUGACCUAUUUGAAAUGCUAGAAGUAUUAGCGUGAGUUCCUCUGGACUAUUCUACCUUGAUAAGGUGCCUGGAGAGGCUCAUCAGCUUCUUCUACCUCAGCUAGUGUAGCGGGUACCAGAAAGACAGCCUGAAUGAAUGCCUGUUUCCCUUGUCCAACAUGAGUGGAGAUCUGAGCUCCAACCAAUUCUGAUGGAUUUUUGCAAGAGGCAAGAAGCAGAGAAGUGUCAGUGUCCCAGAUUUUUAUGAAGUAACCAGUGUAGUAGGACAAGAUUUCCCAAAUGCACGAGGUGAACUGUCACUAGAUAAACAGUCACUUUCAGGGUGUACAGUAUUUUAGUCUGAAUACAGUGCAGUUUCUUUUAACAGCCUAGGGAUGAGGGAUUUCCAGGGAGAAACUAAAAGGUUUUCUAAAAUUUUCUAAUUUUCUAGCAUCUUAGUAUUGAAACAAUCACUGAAAAAGUGCACCUUCUCAGAGGGGAACAGUGUUUGGAGAAUCACCAGUGCCGAUAUUAGAAAUAAAGUUGCAUGCAGGUCAUGUUAUGGAAAAUGAGAUGAGAAUAAAAAUACUACAGUGCAGCUAUUCUUGUGACCUGCAGCAAGUUGUUUUGUUCAUAGUGUAUAGAGGUGAUGCCAGGUGCAGAAUAAUAACUGUUUCUUUUUUUAGCCUUUGGAACUCAUCUUAAUUUCUCAGGGGAGAAGGGGGCAUCUCAGUCUCAGUGGGGAGAUGCCUUACCAGCAGUAGACAACUCCCUUUUGAGUUCCUGUGGGAUACUGGUGAGGCACUUUUAAGUCCCUCUUAUUAUCUGGGUUCAUUUAUUGUAUUUUCCUAGGUGCUUAGUUCAUAAUAAUCUCUCAGAGGAAAAAGAAAUUGGCAGACUUGUGGGAUGCAGAUUUUUUUGUGGGAUUGCUUCUCCUUGUUAAAGGUAAUUUUAACUAUUUGGAUAUGUGUAAUUCCCAAUGCAACAUACUGUUGUGUGUUGCUGCUGAGUGAAACAGUUGUGAAGGAAGACAUACAAUCUUAGCAGAAGAAGACGACUUGAAAAAGUCUCUGAAAAACAACUAAGAAAUUACUUGGUUUUUUGCUUUAAUAUGCAUUUUAAAACAGAAGCUUAAUCAAGCCACAGUUGUUCUGUUUCUCUUAAUGAGUGCUUUAGUUAAACAACUGUAAAUAUCAGUAUUUGUUUAAAAAUUAUUUGUGAUGGACAUUGAUUAGCUGAGACAGGCACUGAGGGAGACUACAUGGUAACAGAAACCUUGAACUUUUGGUGUACUUGACAAGCCAUUAAAAACGAUUGUUUCAGGAAUGCCUGAGAGAGCAGGCAGUGAAUGUAAUUUGAAACAAAACAUUUUUCCACGCUGCAGGUCACUGAGGAAGGCAUGCUGAAGAGUCAUAGCCAAUUUUGCACUAUUGACUUUCUGCUUGAGCUACACAAUUAUGUUAAAUAGAAACUUUAUUUUUUACUUAAUGUUUUCUCUUUUAGGAUCAUGCCCUGUAGUCCUCCUAAAAGUCAAGGGAGAAAAGUGCCUAUUGGAGUUAGGAAUUUUUGAUAGAGCCAGUCAAGGAAGGUAAAAGAACGUCAAAAUUUCUUUGAAAAUGUUUCCUUUUUACUUUAAAUGGAAUUUCAGCAGCUUAGGUUCUGGCAAAUGUCUAAAGUCUUGAGAUAAUGCAAAUGGCUCAAAAGCUAGUCAGACUUGGAGCAUUUUUUUAAUUGAAAAACUGGUUUUCAGAUUUUUUCUUAAAAUCCAACACUUCAAUGGGCUUUUUAACUCUUUUUGCCCCUUCAGCUUUAGUGAAAUCAAGCCAUAUAAAACUCCAUUGCCUGAGGUGGACUUCUGCUUCUCUUGGUUGUGACUUAGAAUUGUAGAAGCAGCUAGCCCACAUGAGACAUAAGAAAAUAAUGUUAGUUUUUCUAGAUAUUUGGGGAAUACAAAACUCUUAAAAUAACUGAAGAGAAGACCUUGAUGUAUGUGCUAGCAAAGACAGAUUAAGUAAAGUACUGCUAUGCUGUCUUGCCAGUAAACAGUUUGUAAGGUAAAAUAGCAAACACUAAAAAAAGUUUGUUCAAUCUUAGCAUGAUGUUUCUGUGAAGAGAUUGAAAUACAAAAAAUCUGCUUGAAACAGCAGUAGAGAUUAUUAGUAUAAAUAGCUCAUUAAAAGAAAUGUGGUGAAAGCAGAAUUAUUUUGCAUGGGAGGCAGCUGCUGCUUCAAAGGGAGAGACAACAUUUUCUAGGUUUUUAUUUGCUAUUUCUACUGGUGCUAAGCAACUCAGGAAUAAGAACCCAAUUUCUGUUUGCCUUAAGAAGAAAUGUAAAUAUGUUCUGCAUGUACUUGAAAUGUAUUGUGAAAAAUAAAGGUUGGGUUUUUGUUUUUUGCACAA
Molecule: messenger RNA, 3941 nt
Organism: Dromaius novaehollandiae (emu)
Lineage: Eukaryota; Metazoa; Chordata; Aves; Casuariiformes; Dromaiidae
Gene: MAPK12
Product: mitogen-activated protein kinase 12
Exons: 12
Coding region: 105-1190 (361 amino acids)
Biological process (GO): protein phosphorylation; MAPK cascade
Cellular component (GO): nucleus; cytoplasm
Molecular function (GO): MAP kinase activity; ATP binding
Source: RefSeq, a predicted model, not a curated record